Molecule: messenger RNA, 2321 nt
Organism: Saitoella complicata NRRL Y-17804
Lineage: Eukaryota; Fungi; Ascomycota; Saitoellomycetes; Saitoellales; Saitoellaceae
Product: protein O-mannosyl transferase
Exons: 3
Coding region: 50-2275 (741 amino acids)
Biological process (GO): protein O-linked glycosylation via mannose
Cellular component (GO): membrane; endoplasmic reticulum
Molecular function (GO): dolichyl-phosphate-mannose-protein mannosyltransferase activity
Source: RefSeq, a predicted model, not a curated record
AACCUCGACGAACCAACGCAAUUGAACCUUGACAAGGGAUCGAUUGACAAUGGCGAACGUCGAACAACACGAGCUCAAGAAGCGGAAAGUCGGAUCAGGCACAGGUGAGGCUGUCGUCACCAAGCUCGAUGCCGCUCCGGCCAUGGAUCACGACGAGAAGAAGUACGCGAAGGUGGCUAUGAAUGCUAUCGCACAGGAGUCAUCACUUCCCGAUGUCUACAACCCAAUCCUCCCCCUCCUCUUCACCGCCCUCGCCCUCUUCACCCGCCUCUACCGCAUCGGCCGCUCAAACAUCGUAACCUGGGAUGAAGCCCACUUUGGUAAAUUCGGCUCCCACUACCUCAAGCGCGAAUUCUACUUCGACGUCCACCCACCCCUCGGCAAGAUGCUCGUCGGUCUCAGCGGGUAUUUGGCGAAUUAUAAUGGAAGUUUCGAGUUUAAGAGUGGGGAGAAGUAUCCGGAGGAAUUGGAUUAUGUCUUCAUGAGGGUUUUUAAUGCCAUGUUUGGGGUGCUGACGGUGCCGUUGGCGUACUAUACUGCGGCUGGGUUGGGCUUUUCGCCGGCGGCUGUUUGGUUGGUUACGUUGAUGGUUCUGUGUGAAAACUCGUACGCAACCAUCUCCCGCUUCAUUCUCCUCGACUCCAUGCUCCUCUUCUUCACCUUCACAACAAUGUUCUGCCUCGUCCAAUUCCACAACCAACAACCCAAGCCCUUUGGUCGCAAAUGGUGGAAAUGGCUCAUCCUUACCGGGACCUCCAUCGGUUGUGUCUGUUCCGUCAAAUGGGUCGGACUCUUCGCCACGGCCCUUGUCGGAAUCUAUACCAUCGACGACCUCUGGCAAAAGUUUGGCGAUCUGAAGAUGCCGAAGGUGGCCUACGCCAAACACUGGGCUGCCCGUGGAGCAUUUCUAAUCGUCUGGCCCUUCCUGAUCUACGCACUCAACUUCUACCUCCACUUCACCAUCCUCGAGAACUCCGGCCCAGGCGACGCCCAAAUGUCAUCCCUCUUCCAAGCAAACCUCAAGGGCACGGACCUAACCUCCUCCCCCGUCGAAAUCAUGUACGGCUCCCGCGCCACUAUCAAAAACAUGGGCUACGGCGGUGGUCUCUUGCAUUCGCACGUUCAAACUUAUCCGGAGGGAUCGCAACAACAGCAAAUAACCUGUUACCACCACAAAGACGCAAACAAUGAGUGGUUUUUCUACCCGAAUCGGUAUGAGCCUGAGUUUUCGUCGGAGGGGGAGUUGAGGAAUGUCAGGGAUGGGGCUACGAUUAGGUUGAUCCACGCACAGACUGGGAGAAAUUUGCAUUCGCAUCAGGUUGCGGCGCCGGUUACGAAGAGUGCGUGGGAGGUGUCUUGUUAUGGGAAUUUAACGAUUGGGGAUGAUAAGGAUCAUUGGCAGGUUGAGAUCAUCGAUGAUCUCAAGCACCGUGAUCACUCCAAACUCCGAACCCUCACCUCCGCAUUCCGUCUUCGCCAUCCCACGCUUGGAUGCUAUCUGAGAGCCGCGAACGUCAACCUACCCCAGUGGGGCUUCAAACAAGUCGAAGUAACCUGCACGAAAGAAAAUGACCCCAAGGAUGUCCACACGCACUGGAACGUCGAAAACCACUGGAACGAUAAACUUCCGAUCGGCGAGGCGGCAGAUUACAAAUCUCCGUUCUGGCGUGAUUUUGUGCAUUUGAAUGUUGCGAUGAUGACUUCGAAUAAUGCCCUUGUUCCUGAUCCGGAUAAGCAGGAUGAUUUGGCGAGUCAGGCGUGGCAGUGGCCGUUGGCGCAUGUUGGGUUGAGGAUGUGUUCGUGGGAUAAGAAUGUUGUCAAGUACUUCCUGCUUGGAAACCCUAUCGUGUACUGGGGUUCCACUGCUUCGCUGGGCGCGUUUGGGCUGUUGGUUCUGUGGUAUUUGGUUAGGUGGCAGCGGUCCUACCAAGAUCUGACCCGCGCAGACUUCGACCACUUCCACUACGCAGGCUUCUACCCCGUCCUCGGGUGGGCAUUGCACUACAUCCCCUUCUUUAUCAUGGGUCGUGUCCUUUACGUCCACCACUACUUCCCCGCUCUCUGGUUUGCGAUCCUCACGUUUGGAUUCGUGUUUGAUUGGCUCACGAGACGUCUUCCGGGAGGUGCGAAGGUGUUGGUGUAUGGGGCUGCGUAUGUUGCGGUUGUGGGGGUAUUUGUGUACUUUAGUCCGGUUACGUUCGGUAUGGAGGGGGAGGCGGAGAAGUAUAAGUAUUUGAGGUGGUUGAGGACGUGGAGGAUUCAUGGGCAGGAGUAAAAAGUGGAUGAAGUUGUUAAGGAUGAAGGGGAAAGGAGGUGGAUGU